GGGCCGCCGGUGCUUGGCGUGCCCCACUGGCGCGCAGAGCCUUGGACCCUGGCUGUUGUUCCCCAAGGGCAGCGGUGCGGUGCCCCUGGCUGCUGGGCCUCCCUGGCUCCCGCCAUGCCCACCUGGCCCUGGUGUCUGCUGCUGAUGGCUGGCACCCUCUUGGCCGUGCUGAGCCAGGGGCCUCCGGCACCUGCUGACCCCUGCCAUGACGAGGGAGGUGCGCCCCGCAGCUGCAUCCCGGGCCUGGUCAACGCGGCUCUGGGCCGGGAGGUGCUGGCAUCCAGCACGUGUGGCCGACCAGCCACUCGGGCCUGCGACGCCUCGGACGCACGGCGGGCACACCCCGCGGCCCUCCUGACCUCUGCGGGGGGCUCUGCGGGCCCUCUGUGCUGGCGAUCGGCCUCGCUGACGCAUGCGCCCUUCAACGUGACCCUCACUGUGGCCCUGGGCAAGGCUUUCGAGCUGGUGUUUGUGAGCUUGCGCUUCUGCUCGCCACCCCCAGCCUCGGUGGUGCUGCUCAAGUCGCAGGACCACGGCCGAAGCUGGGCCCCCCUGGGCUUCUUCUCCUCCCGCUGUGGCCCAGACUAUGGCCGCCUGCCCGCCCCCGUCCGUGGCCCCGCUGGCCCCGGGCCUGAAGCCCUGUGUUUUCCGGAGCCCCAGGCCCAGCCCGAUGGCGGUGGCCUUCUGGCCUUCAGUGUGCGGGAUGGCAGCCCACCAGGCCUGGAUCUGGACAGCAGCCCCGUGCUCCAAGACUGGGUGACUGCCACGGACAUCCGAAUAGUGCUCACCAGGCCGGCCUACCCCGGGGGCACCAGGGACCCCAUGGCCGCCGCGCCUUACUUUUACUCAGCCACUGAGCUGCAGGUGGGUGGGCGCUGCAAGUGCAACGGGCACGCCUCCCGGUGCGCGCCGGACGCCCGCGGCCAGCUGAUCUGUGACUGCCGGCACGGCACCGAGGGCCCGGACUGCGGCCGCUGCAAGCCCUUCUACUGUGACCGGCCCUGGCAGAGGGCGACGGCCCGGGAAGCCCACGCCUGUCUCGCCUGCUCCUGCCACGGCCACGCCCGCCGCUGCCGCUUCAACAUGGAGCUGUACCGACUGUCUGGCCGCAGAAGCGGGGGCGUCUGCCUCAACUGCCGGCACAACACGGCCGGCCGCCACUGCCACUACUGCCGGGAGGGCUUCUACCGCGACCCCGGCCGCGCCCCGAGCGACCGCCGCGCCUGCAGGGCCUGCGACUGUCACCCAGUUGGCGCUGCCGGCAAAACCUGCAACCAGACCACAGGCCAGUGCCCCUGCAAGGACGGCGUCGCGGGCCUCACCUGCAACCGCUGCGCCCCCGGCUUCCAGCAGAGCCGCUCCCCCGUGGCGCCCUGUGUCAAGACCCCUGUCCCUGGACCCACGGAAGAGAGCACUCCCGGGCAGCCCCAGGACUGCGCCUCACACUGCAAACCUGCGCGCGGCAGUCACCGCAUCAGCCUGAGGAAGUUCUGCCGCAAAGGCUACGCGGUGCUGGUGGCCGUGGGCGCGCGCGGCGAGGCGCGCGGGCCGUGGACGCGCUUCCCGGUGGCGGUGCUCGCCGUGUUCCGGAGCGGCGGGGAGCGCGCGCGGCGCGGGAGCCGCGCGCUGUGGGUGCCCGCGCGGGACGCGGCCUGUGGCUGCCCGCGCCUGCGGCCGGGGCGCCGCUACCUGCUGCUGGGGGGCGGCCCGGGGGCCGCGGGCGGGGGUCUGGGGGGCCGGGGGCGCGGGCUCAGGGCCACCCGCGGGAGCUUGGUGCUGCCGUGGAGGGACGCGUGGACGCGGCGCCUGCGAAGGCUGCAGCGGCGGGAGCGGCGGGGGCGCUGCGGGCCGGCCUGA
Molecule: messenger RNA, 1857 nt
Organism: Talpa occidentalis (Iberian mole)
Lineage: Eukaryota; Metazoa; Chordata; Mammalia; Eulipotyphla; Talpidae
Gene: NTN3
Product: netrin 3
Exons: 6
Coding region: 115-1857 (580 amino acids)
Molecular function (GO): protein binding
Source: RefSeq, a predicted model, not a curated record